This is a messenger RNA of Xyrauchen texanus (razorback sucker), 6751 nucleotides long. Its product is annotated as pleckstrin homology domain-containing family H member 2-like. Gene Ontology annotation, molecular function: actin binding. Lineage: Eukaryota; Metazoa; Chordata; Actinopteri; Cypriniformes; Catostomidae. The coding region runs from base 187 to 4473 and encodes 1428 amino acids. The record is from RefSeq and is a predicted model, not a curated record. Gene Ontology annotation, cellular component: cytoplasm; cytoskeleton. Gene Ontology annotation, biological process: negative regulation of actin filament depolymerization. The transcript is spliced from 30 exons.
GAGAAAACUUUGAGCUGGCAGAACGCUUUCUUUUUAUAUUAUAAUUAGGUAAUUAGGGAAAUAACUACUCUGUCAACGCGGACUAUUAUUUUUUAUUAUGGUGUGAAACCAGAGGAAUCUGCAGCAUUAUAACAUUGAUUGGCGGGUAAGGAAGUCAGUGAAAGAGAGAGCCUGAGGGGUGAAGGCAUGGCAGAGGGUGAUGGAUGGAAGGAGAAGUAUAUGGCCCUCGAGGCCCUGCUCUUCAAAUUCCGGGGACAGAUGAGUGUGAUCCGGGAGCUCACGGCAGAUAAGAUGCAGCAGUUGGAGACGCAGAUGUUGGAAGCAGAGCAUCGAGCAUAUGAAGCAAACCAGCAGGUACAAUGGAUGGAGGAACGUCUAAAGGAAUCAGAUAUUCAGUCAGGAGAUUCAGAGCUGAGGCUGUUCAGACGCUGUCAAAAUCUUCAAGUGGCACUGAAGGAGAAAGACAAGCUCAUUGCCACCCUAGAGCAACAGCUUGAGGAGCAGAAACAGAACAGAAUCAAAGAUGCCAAGACCGUGGAGGAAAAAGCAGCCAAGAUUAAAGAAUGGGUUAUGCAAAAGCUGAAUGAGUUUGAUUUAGAGAAUGCCUCUUUAAGAGAGAUCAACCAGCGAAAGGAGUCUGAGAUGCAAGAGCUGAAAAAACAACUGCAAGCCAUGGAGCAGACUGUGGGUUCUGGUGGCUUAGUCCAGUCCAGUGUGGGUGAGGCCCAGCGGCUCAGCAGUCUGACCUUUGGCUGUUUCCAAAUCAGAGGGAAGAGCCCUCAGGUACUGGCUGGCCUAGAACCAUCACAGAAGAGCAUCAGCACACUGCUGGAUCAAGACUGCAGAAGACCCUCUACUGAUUGCGGAAUGAAACAAGGACCAGAAAUUGCCCGUUACUCUACGUUGGUGUCUGAGGAAGAGGGUGAAAAUGACAUUUCGGGUGGCAAGCUGUCUCGCGGAAUCUCCCCUGUGCUCUCCAGUGCUCCCUCUGAAGGGGACAGGUGUCUGUUUGGAGGUUUGCAUUUUAGCCAACGCACCAGUGAGACGUAUCUUACCGCCUCUGACAACAGAAGCUCGCUGUACGUUGACGACAUGCAGCAUGUGGAGCGCUCCAAACUUUGCCUGCCUGGUCCCAAGAGCGCUACAAAGAAGGUGGACAAUGAUGAUGGCUACUCCGAUGAUCUGAAUAAACGCUUCCAGUCCCAGUGUCUGGAUUCCACAUCCUCCUUCAGUGACACAAACACUUCCAGUCCCAUCCUAUCUGCAGCUCUCACACCAAAGAGACCCACCCCUUCUCAGGACUCUCAGGACACCCCAGCUUCGCCCAAACAGCCGCGUCUACGCAAUCCCAGCUCGUUUAACGUUAGUUUGGCAUUGGUCAAGAAGCAUCUAAGCCAGCCUCCGCUGUACAGCGAAGCCACGCAUGGGAGAACACGGAAUGCCAUCAGCAUGCUGCGUCCUCCUUGUCCUCAGGAAAAAGACUUGAACCAGGAGCAGGAGAUGGAGACGGGUGAAUGUGAACAUUCUGAUUUGCCUUUAGAACCACCAGCUGAAGAACCUGAAACACCCUACGUCUCUGCAGCCGUGCCUGGGAGUAAACCCCCGACUCCUCCCCUGCAUAGGCUGCCCUCCUGGGAGAGCAGAAUCUAUGCUGUGGCAAAAUCUGGAAUUCGUCUUUCAGAAACAUCAUUCACAGAUGUAGCUAAUAAAGACUCCUCCCACCCAUCAUCAUGCUCCGCCUACAUGCUCUACACAUCCCUCAUCUACAGGAACAACAGCACGCCUGUCUUUGCCACACUCAAAGGGAGGGCGAUGAUGUUAAGCAAUAGUCAGUUCUCUGAGCAGUCAUAUAGUUCGGAGGAGGAGGACAGUUCAGAGGAGUGUCAGUCUGGAGAGGAGGACAGCUCUGUGUGCAGCUCUAUUACAUCUGCAUCAGACUCACACAAGAGCAGCAGUCAUGGAAGCCCCCGCUCCCUCAAGAGAGCCGUGUCAUUGUCUUCUAUGACAUCUGAGAGUGACUACGCCAUCCCACCUGAUGCAUACUCCACUGACACUGAGUGCUCUGAACCGGAGAACAAACUACCUAAGACAUGCUUCUCCAGCACUGACAACGGCAAGAGUGAAUCAAUGGCGAAGUCGGGGUACCUGCUGAAGAGGGUCAAGACUUGGAAGAAAACCUGGAAGAGGCGCUGGUUCGUUUUGAAGGACGGGGACCUUUUGUACUUCAAGUCACCUAGUGAUGUCAUCUGUAAACCCCAAGGUCAGAUUGAGCUCAAUGCUUGUAGCACCAUAGCUCGUGGUGAUGGGAAACAAAUACUUCAGGUGGUGACAGGUAAGAGUGUAUAUAAUCUUAAGGCAGAUUCUCCAAACCUCCUGGAGGAGUGGCUGAGGGUUCUGCAAAGCGUACUGAAAAUCAAAGGUAGUCCGCUCUUCACAAACCCUGACAUUAGGCCCGUCAUGAAAGGACACAUGACAAAGGUGAACAAUGGCUAUUCCAAACAUGUGUGGUGUGUGCUGUUUGGGAAGAUGAUAUACUACUUCAGAAGUCAAGAGGACAAGUUUCCUCUGGGUCAGAUCAAAUUAUGGGAAGCUCGUGUGGAGGAAGUUGAUAAGUCAUGUGACUCAGCUGAAGUCUCUGCUCAGUACACUCUCUCCAUUCAGCCAGUGAGUCAGGGCCCAACAUACCUGCUCAUUGACUCACCUCAUGAGAAGAUGGCAUGGCUGUAUCAUCUGUGUGUUGCAGCGGGCACAGCAGUGGGGCAGGUUGGCACUGAGUUUGAGCAGCUGGUUGGUACACUACUCAAUGUGGAGGGAGAUCCAGAGUCUCAGAUCUGGAGACACCCAACACUGUGUUUCACUAAGGAAGGACUGUCCUCUCCACUCAGCACCCUACCCUCACAGGCUCUACAGACUGAAGCCAUAAAGCUCUUUAAGACAUGUCAGCUCUUCAUUAAUGUGGCCAUUGACACGCCAGCCAUAGAUUAUCAUGUGACUCUGGCUCAGUGUGCCUUACAAGUGUGUCUCACCCACCCAGAGCUGCAGAAUGAAAUCUACUGCCAGCUUAUAAAACAGACACGCAAGAGACAACCACAUGGACAGCCUGGGCCCCUACAGGGAUGGCAGUUGCUGGCUCUAUGUGUCGGUCUCUUUCUGCCCACACAUCACAUUCUUUGGCUUCUGCAGGUGCAUCUUAAAAGGCACGCAGAUUCAAGGACGGAAGUGGGAAAGUAUGCCAUCUAUUGCCAGCGCUCACUGGAGCGGACCCAGCUGAAAGGAGAUCGGAAAGCUCGUUCAUCACGGAUGGAGAUUCUAUCCAUCUUACUUAGAAACCCUUACCAUCACUCCUUGCCUUUCAGUGUGCCUGUGCACUUUCUUAACAGCACCUACCAGGUUGUUGGUUUUGAUGCUUCAACCACAGUAGAGGAGUUUCAGAGCCGACUGAACCAGGACACAGGCAUGAGGAAAACUGGUCAAAUUGGUUUCUGUCUUUAUUCUGACGACCCCACUGGUAGAGACAUUGAACACUGUCUGCAAGGAAACCUGAAGAUUUGUGACAUUAUUGCGAAAUGGGAGCAGGCCUCGAAGGAGCAGCACACAGGCAAAUCAGAGAAUGCUAGGACGGUCAAACUCACAUAUAAGAACAGGUUAUACUUCUCCCAGCAGACGAGAGGAGAGACUGAGAGAGAGCGUUUGCUUUUUGCAUAUCAGACAAAUGAGGAAAUCACAGCAGGUCACUUCCCUGUCAACAAAGAGCUCGCCCUAGAGAUGGCCGCCCUGCUAGCUCAGGUCGAGUUUGGGGAUUUUGAGCGUCCAUUCUCUAGUUCAGGUGCACAGACUAAAUCUAAUCAGACCCUGAAACAAGUUCUAGAGCGCUUCUACCCCAAGCAUUAUAGACACACCUGCACAGAGGAUCACUUGAGGCAGUUACUGCAGAGGCUUUCCACCCGUUGGGCAUCUCUGAGGGGUCGGAGUUCAUCAGAGUGUAUACGAAUCUACCUGACUGUUGCACGGAAGUGGUCCUUUUUUGGAGCCAAACUAUUUGAGGCUGAGCACGUAACCUCAUCUCCACAGCAGAACAUGAGUGUGUGGAUGGCAGUGCAUGAAGAUGGUAUCAGCAUACUGGAAUUCAAUUCCGUAAAAGUACUAGCAUCUCACGCUCAUAAAAAUAUUGUGACAUUUGGGGCGUGUGGUCAGCACUUCAUGCUGGCAGUAGCUCUGGCUUCUAGCACCAACACGACCAAAGAUAAGGUCACUGAGAAGCAUCUGUUUGCUAUGGCCCCCUCUAAGGUUCGUGACCUGGCAUUGCUUGUAGCCAGUUACAUUAACAGCACCCAACAGCAAAAAGCAGCAACCCACCACCUGUCUGCCCCAGCCCUGCUGCUGGCACGGUCAGGAGAGCUGAAGAGCAAGGAAUCAAGGAGCAAGUCUCCACCAGCAGCUUGCAGACCCAGUAAAGCACCCACUCUCCUGUAAUACAUCCAUUAUUGGACUGUUUUUAUGUUAGUGGCUGGACUACAGAUUUUGAAGGAUUGUGCUGUGACUUCCUGUUGGGGCCAAGGGUGACAUGGACAGUGGUUGUUAACACAAAUGGGAGAAUCUUAUGAAAAACAUGCCCAGGACACGUUUCACCCCAAAAUUGUAAUUCUAUUUUUGCUUAACAUCCUGAAACCCAGCCAUGACUGCUGUUCCAUUUCCCUUCUAUAGCAAAUAGUUUUUCUAAAAAUGCAUGUCAUCAUAUGUGGACAAAGUGUGAAAUUUAAAUAAUACCAAUCUAUAGUCAUAUUAUUUUUAUUAAAUUGUUUAUUAUGUUUUCAGAAGUGUUGGUUAUUCAAGCACACUGAAGGUUAAGCCAUUCUGUAAAUAGGGAGCAUUCUAUAGCUCUCUGUGCAGCUUUCACGCCUAAAAUCUAACCAAAAGUUCAGUUUCAGAAUUUUAGGAGUGAAUGCACUUAUCUGCAUAGAGAGCAAUAGGAUGCUCCCAUGCACCAUUCUCAGUGAAUGACUUAACCUCCACUGUGCUCUCUGUCUGCAAUGGUUUCAGGACAUUUCAAAAUGCACCUUAUUUUCACCCUAACUCCAUAUAAAUAUUGUUUUCUUCAAACAAAAUAGUUUCUUAUUUCUUUUUAAUGGUUUCAGGAUGAUGUUCACCUACAGUAAAUACACUUUGUCGUGUCAAUAUGGUACGGUAAUACUUCUAUACAAAGUUUAAUGUUAUAAGUCUAUAUAAAAUUUAAAGCAAUCUCAUUUCAUGAAAAACACUAACCAACGACAUUUCUUUCAUCACCAGUGCACUCAAUGUAAAAAAAAAUUAAAAGAUGUUUCCAGUAAAUGAAAGUGAAUUGUGAAAGAAUGAGCAAUGUCAUAGCUAUUUAACAUCCUAAACAGAAUACUUAAAUGUUAGAAUGUUUAAGCAUGUACAAACAGGAAGUGCAAUGUAAAGACAGAAUGUGUCUCAGCCUUCGAAGAAAGUAGAGACGCUGCUGGGCUUUCUUGGUGAUAGAGCUGGUGUUGAGGGACCAGGUGAGGUUCUCCGCCUGGUGAACACCAAGGAAUUUGGCUCUUGACGAUCUCCACAGAGGAGCCGUCGAUGUUCAGCGGAGUGUGUUCACCUUGUGCUCUCCUAAAGUCAACAACCAUCUCUUUUGUUUUGUCGACAUUCAGAGACAGGUUGUUGGCUCUACACCAGUCCGUCAGCCGCUGCACCUCCUCUCUGUAUGUUGACUCGUCGUUCUUGCUGAUGAGACGGUCACCACGGUCGUGUCAUCGGAGAACCCGCACAUGAUAAGAUGUGCGGGUUGAUGGUCUCAGAUGCGGAGGUAGCUGGGAUUCAUCCUCUGACUCCUAGAUUGAGGUGUCACUACGUGAAUCGGGCAUUCCAAAUUGGGUGAAAAAGACUUUUCCAUAUUUAACCUAUUUAAACAGCAAAAAAAAAAGAAAUGUCCUCACUUUCAACUGCUUCUAUAUUCAGCAAAUUUAACGUGUAAAUAUUUGUAUGAACAUAAAAAGAUUCAACAACUAAGACAUAAACUGAACAAGUUUCACAGACAUGUGACUAACAGAAAUUGAAUGUGUUUGUGGGAGACGUUUGCCUUUUUUGUAUUGGUCAAUGCACAAGUAUAGUAACAUUGUUGGCUGAAAACUUGGAAUAAAACAGGUCUUACUAGUGUUAAUUUCAAACAGCUCUAGUCACUGGUCUCUCAUGGGUUUAAUUACUAGACCAAAUGAAUACUAGGCACAAGACGAGUUUAAUGAACACUCCCUUUGUCUUUAAAAAAAAAAAAAAAAAAAAAAGUGCUUGUACAAAAGGUUUAGAUGGUCAAUAAUUUAAAAGGACUUUGGCUACACUUAAAAUUGUAUUUCUCUAACCUGCAAAUGCAAUUGCCAAAAAUAAAACAAUCCAAAACUAGCCUAUAGAAUGAGUUCAGAGGGGGUGGCUUACUCAAUCUCAUUAAGGCAGAGAACAGGGGGCUGUUCCAUAAACCAAGAUUAGAGUAUAAGCCAGGCUUAUUUCGGUUAGUCAGGCUUAUUUUUGGUAGAUUCGGUUUCAUAAAUCAAACUUAAAAAAGUUCAAACUCAGUUACCCCGGCAACUUAUGCUGGCAAAUUAACCUGGUCCGGGGCAGGCUAACUGUCAGGCUAAGUCUGAGUUCAGGCUUAACGCGCAUACCAUUUAUACUCACCUGCUGGUAUUUUGAUGUCAUUUUAUUUUACUUAACCACUAUUAAUAAAAUUUGUUUUUAAAUAAAUAAAUAA